Messenger RNA from Gallus gallus (chicken), 4572 nucleotides. RefSeq names its product laeverin (gene LVRN). The transcript is spliced from 17 exons. NCBI's taxonomy places the organism in Eukaryota, Metazoa, Chordata, Aves, Galliformes, Phasianidae. Gene Ontology annotation, molecular function: zinc ion binding; peptide binding; metalloaminopeptidase activity. Gene Ontology annotation, biological process: peptide catabolic process; proteolysis. Bases 35 to 2443 code for a protein of 802 amino acids. The record is from RefSeq and is a predicted model, not a curated record. Gene Ontology annotation, cellular component: cytoplasm.
AGACCCGCGCGGCCGCAGGCGGGGUGAGGCAGCGAUGGGUGCCCGCGGCGGUUCGGGGCUGUACGUGGGACGCGGCACCGCCGCUCUGCUGGCCGCGCUGCUGCUGUCGCUGCUGGUCUCGCUGCUGGUCCUCGCCGCUCUGUACGGGCGCUGCCGGCAGCCGCCGCCCCCCGCCCGCCCCGCGGCAGCGCUCGGCCCCGACCCCGGCGUGCCCGGCGCCCCGAUGGGGUUCUCGCUCCGGCGGCUGCCGCCGCACCUGCUGCCGCUGCACUACGAGCUGGAGCUGUGGCCGCUGGUGCGGCCGGGAGAGGAGGAGCCCUUCGGCUUCAGCGGGCAGGUGAACAUCACGGUGCGCUGCCGGCAGGACACGCGGACCGUGGUGCUGCACAGCGUCGGCCUGCACUCCCACCGGGCCGCCGUCCGCGGGCCGCUGCCCCACGCGGGCGCCGCCGUGGAGGUGGAGGGGCUGCGGCUGGAGGAGGAGGACGAGCUGGCGGUGCUGGAGCUGCGCGAGCCGCUGGUGGCCGGGCGGCGGUACGUGCUGCAGCUGUUCUUCCACGGCCGCCUGCGGGAGGACCGCCACGGGCUCUUCCUCAUCCGCUACACCGACCUGGGCUCCAGCAGGAUGCUGGUUGCGUCCCAAAUGGAACCAGCGCAUGCCAGGAUGGUUUAUCCAUGUUUUGAUGAGCCUGAAAUGAAGGCCACAUUUGAUAUCAGAAUUAUCCAUGACCCAAGCUACGUGGCUCUUUCCAAUAUGCCUGCAAUUGACGUAUCUGAAAUGAAGGAUGAAAAUGGAAGCCUUUGGAGUGUUACCACGUUUAACACCUCAUUGAAAAUGUCAACGUACUUAACCGCUUUUGUGGUCUGUGAUUUGGCCUAUGUCAACAGAACGGAGCGAGGGAAUGAGAUUCGUAUUUGGGCUCGGAAAGAGGCAGUUAAAAAUGGGUAUGUUGACUAUGCUUUAAAUAUCACAGGCCCAAUAUUUUCAUUUCUGGAAGACUUACUUAACAUCAGCUACCCUCUGACAAAGACAGAUCUGAUUGCACUGCCUUAUUUUGGAGAAGGCGCUAUGGAGAACUGGGGACUACUGAUUUUUGAAGAAGAAACAUUGCUGUACCUCCCAAGUGACAAAGUCUCAGACAGAAAGACAGCUAUUGCCUUAAUUGUGUCACAUGAGCUAGCACACCAGUGGUUUGGAAAUCUGGUUACUAUGACCUGGUGGAAUGAACUGUGGCUUAAAGAGGGCCUGGCAUCUUACCUUGAGAACCUGGGAACUACCUUUGUUGAACCCAAGAUUUCACUGCAUGAAAUCUUCUAUGACCGCAUCGUAAAACCUGUCUUAAGCCAAGAACAUGACAUAGCAGUUCGAUCACUGUCAGAAAGUGAAGACAGGCUCAACGGAUUAUUUGCAUUAAUUACUCUGUUUGACAAGAUCUCAUACAACAAGGGGGCUUCAAUUACAUGGAUGCUUUCUGGUUUUCUGACUGAGAAGUUGUUUACCAGAGCCUUAAAUUCAUACCUGAAAGAAUUUGCCUUUUCAAAUGCCAACCAAGAUGAUCUGUGGACCCACGUACAGUUGGUAGUAGAUGCACAAGAUGAAGUUCAGUUGCCAGCAUCUGUAAAAAAAAUAAUGGAUUCCUGGACAUGUCAAAGUGGAUUUCCAGUUUUAACAUUCAAUAUAACCACCGGCACGAUCAGUCAGGAAAAAAUUCAUAACAAAAAGCGUGAAAACAGUACGGAUUUUUACAACAAUACUUGGAUUGUUCCUAUUUCUUGGAUGAGAAAUGGAUCAUCGCAGCCCUUAAUGUGGCUUGAUAACAGCAGCAAAGUGUUUCCUGAAAUGCAAGUGUCAGAAUCAGAAUAUGACUGGAUCCUACUAAAUGUAAAUUUAAGUGGAUACUACAGAGUGAAAUACGAUCAGUUAAAUUUGAAAAGAUUAGUACACUUGCUUGAAAAUGAUCCAAAGGCUAUUCCUGCUGUCAGCAGGUUCCAGCUGCUAGAUGACGUUUUUGCAUUGAGAAAGUCUGGAUAUAUUGAGAUUGAAGCUGCACUUGAACUAACAAAGUACCUUGCUAGAGAAGAUGAACUCUUCAUAUGGAAUGUGGUAUUGGUAAAUCUAGUGCCUGACAGCAUGGAUGGUACUCUGAAAAAUUAUGAAGUAUACCCACUUCUGAAGAAAUAUCUUUUAAAGAGAAUGUUGCCAAUAUACCGUUAUUACGCAGGUUUUAUUCGUAAAAAUGUUGAUGCUUUGGAAGAUGACUAUUUUGCUCAGGUGCAUUUGGGAAAUUUUUUUGCAAAAGCAUGCUGGCUGGGUCUCCAAGACUGUUUGGAUCUGUCAUCUGAGCUGUAUACUAAGUGGAUGGACAACCCUGAUUACAAUCAUAUAAUAUUGGCCAUGGUGAGUGAAUAUUUAAAGUUUAUUUAUUAUUUUUGUUUGCUGUAGUUGCAAAGAGGCUAACGUUUUAGCUUACUCCUACCUCUGCCGGUAUGUGAUUGGCUAAGUGCUUGUGCUUAUAUUUUGGUAGUAGUAAUUCAGUAAUCAUCUCAUUUUAAAGAUUUAAAAUACUGUACUUUGGCAAUAAAGCAGAAAAUUUAAUUAGACUAAACACACCCUGGAACGUUUCAGAGAGGAUUUUCCUUACUAUCCCACAAUAAAGGCAGUAAUGCUAUGUGGAAAUCUGAGACCGAUGCAAAAUAACUCCUUCAUUGAAAGUAUUCAACAUUUUCUUUUCUCAUGGAAUUCUGUGCACCUUGUCUGAGUUCAGGAGCUGAACAGUCUGUGAAGUGUCAGCUCAUUUACUUUUAAAUUAAAUGGAGAAGAUUAAUAUUGCUAUCCUUCAUGACGCUGAGAGAAGUUUGAAGAUGCUUUACAGUAUUGAACUUCAUGUGUUUAUCAGUAUAGAGAAAAAAAACAACAGUAGUUUUAUGAAGUGAAAGAAACAAACCACAUUUUAAUUAAAAAAAAACAACACAUGAAGUAGACAACUUAUUAGGUUUCAAAUACAAAAAAAAAAAUCACAGUUCCUUUUCAGUUAAAGAGGAGGUUUUACACACACUGGGUAGAGAAAGGACACAGCAAGCUUCACAGAAAGAUCCCUUUAGGUGGUCUUAUGUUCUCCAUUUUGAAAGCAGAACUCCUAAUGGUAUACCAUAGCUGCUUCAUCACAGGUGUGUGCUACCAUACCCAGUAGGAUUCUCAAAUAUAUGGAAGACAGUGGUGCUUCUUCCUUUCAGAUAAGGUGAUGAUCUUUCAGCGGAGCAUUUCCAACGAGUUUCUGACUUCCCAGAACAUCACUAGUCUUGGUAUGGAGUAUUAUUUUCACUUUUGUGAAAAUGCUGUCUCAAGAGCCAUGACACCCAUCCACUCUCUCAGUUUAGCUCUUUUUUUUUUUUUUGUUUGCUUAUGGGAGUGAAAUGGAGCUGUCUAAGUGACUGUAUUCUCCAUGGGGUUACUGGCUCAUCUUUCUCUUUUGAAAGAAAUAAAUGAGUCUAGUGUGAGGGAUAGCAUUCCUGUACGUUUCAGCUACAUCCUAAAGGCAACUGUGAAAUUCUGUUGCCAAAGGUCAAGAAAUCAUCAUGACACAUCUGCACUGACUCCAGGAAAAUGGUAUAGGCUAAUGUGCCAUUCUUUUCAGGAGUUGCUUUUUCCCCCCCCCCCCCCCCCCCCCCCCCCCAUCUUCCUGAAGGUUCACACGACAGAAUCCUGGUGGAAUUCUCAGACCACAUGACUACCUCUAAGAAAAAAAAAAACCUAUGAAAUUAAUAAGCUCAGCACUUCAAUUAACAUAACCCCAAACUCUGUAUGGACUUCCUUUCUGAACAGCACAACAUAGACCAGUUCAGGUCACCAUAGUUGUCACCAGCCAGUAGACCAGCGUCCCAUAGUAUGCUCCCUGUACAGCCUGCCUUCAUUGCUCAACAUCAGAGCUGCAGCCAAAGGAUACGUAGACUUCUAUACUCAGUAGCCAAUGUCUUCUUGAAACUAUUAAAACUACAAAAAAUAGCCACAUCUUAGGCAAGGCUGUUUUUCAUAAGUCAUCUUGAAAGGGUUAGUUAUACUAACUGCAUACCCUACAUACCACACAUGUGCCUACUGUGGCUUCUUUCUUCAAGAUUAUGAAAUGGUUCUUAAAAAAUUGCUUGCCUCUGUAACUCAAAUAAGAUUUGUCCUAGAAGAUUUCCUUGCAGAAAUACCCCUCAUCUUGACAUAAGCACUUAGUAUCAUCCAGCAUCAUUGUUGGUGGGAAGUUCCCUAUGCUCCAGACAUACCCAAAUAAAUAAAUUCAAAUUCCUUCUUUAUAAUUUUAUAUUUGUAAAUUUUAUAUUCAUAUAAAGCAUUCCAAUGCUUUCUAUUAUUAUGCCAGUGAAAUCAGGAUGGAAAUCCACUUCUUCAUGUAGGUAGAUAGUAGGAUAAGGAGGAAUGGUUUUAAUCCAGAAGAAAGGAGUUUCAGACUAAACGACAGGGAACUCUUCACUGAGAGGGUGGUGAGGCACUGGCACUGCUGCCCAGAAAACUGUGGGUGCCCCAUCCCUGGAGAAUUUCAAAGCCAGGCUGAAUGGGGACCUGGGCAG